GUACGGCUGUGGGCCGGACCGUGAGUUGGAGAAAGGGAAUGUCGAUCGGCGACAGAUCGGUUACAGAGGCGGCCGGCAGAAUGGGUGAGUAUUUAAAGAACCUUGAGGGGUAUGUGGGGUUCGCAAAUCUCCCCAACCAAGUGUACAGAAAGUCUGUGAAGAGGGGCUUUGAAUUCACUCUCAUGGUCGUCGGAGAAUCAGGUUUGGGGAAGUCUACACUCAUCAACUCCCUGUUCCUGACAGACUUGUAUUCUCCAGAGUAUCCCGGACCCUCUCACAGAAUCAAGAAAACCGUUCAGGUGGAGCAGUCCAAGGUGCUGAUUAAAGAGGGUGGAGUUCAGCUGCUGCUCACCAUCGUGGACACGCCAGGGUUCGGAGAUGCUGUGGAUAACAGUAACUGCUGGCAGCCCGUCAUUGAUCACAUCGACAGCAAGUUUGAGGAUUACCUCAACGCAGAGUCACGUGUCAAUCGACGCCAGAUGCCCGACAGCCGAGUGCACUGCUGUCUGUACUUCAUCGCCCCCUCUGGUCAUGGACUGAAACCACUGGAUAUUGAGUUCAUGAAACGGUUACAUGAAAAAGUGAACAUCAUCCCACUCAUCGCCAAAGCAGACACGCUGACUCCAGAGGAGUGCCAACAGUUCAAGAAGCAGAUAAUGAGAGAGAUCCAGGAACAUAAGAUCAAAAUCUAUGAGUUCCCGGAGACUGAUGACGAGGAGGAGAGCAAACUAGUCAAGAAGAUUAAGGACCGUCUGCCGCUGGCUGUGGUGGGCAGUAACACCAUCAUCGAGGUCAGUGGGAAGCGUGUACGGGGCAGGCAGUACCCCUGGGGCGUGGCAGAAGUGGAGAAUGGAGAGCACUGUGACUUCACAAUCCUUCGAAACAUGCUCAUCAGAACUCACAUGCAGGACCUGAAGGACGUGACCAACAACGUUCAUUACGAGAACUAUCGCAGCAGGAAACUGGCCGCUGUCACUUACAACAGCGCAGACAACAACAAGACCAAAGGCCAACUCACAAAGAGUCCGCUGGCACAGAUGGAGGAGGAGAGGAGAGAACAUGUGACGAAGAUGAAGAAGAUGGAGAUGGAGAUGGAGCAGGUGUUUGAGAUGAAGGUCAAGGAGAAGAUCCAGAAACUCAAAGACUCGGAGGCAGAGCUGCAGCGGCGUCAUGAACAGAUGAGGAAGAACCUGGAGGCCCAGCAUAAGGAGCUGGAGGAGAAGAGACGUCAGUUAGAGGAGGAGAAGGUCAGCUGGGAGGCUCAGCAGCGCGUGCUGGAGCAGCAGAAGCUGGACGCUUCCAGGACCUUGGAAAAGAACAAAAAGAAGAAGAUCUUUUAAACCACUCGGACCAUCAACACAUCCUAGUUGCCAAUGAAACCAGCCGGGACCCUCAGUCAGUCUGUCGACCAAAACCAUACAUUUAUAUAAAGCCCUAUGUUUUUUGUUUUAGCUCAUUCGUUUUUUUUUUUUUUUUUUUUGUGUGUGACCUGGAAACACUUAUCUCUGUCUUUUUCCACAUCUACAGUACAGCAUCGGUUCAUACACCAGACCUCACAGAAACUGAGAGCGCCUGAUCUAACACAAACAAAGCAUACAAACUUCUCAGAGAUAUGCAAUAUUGUUAGGAUUAUGAAUUUAUAAAGCGCCAAAUUCCCCUCCUGCACCGUGUGUUUGUCUAAUGUUUUCAGAUGCGAGGUCACUUCCUCCUCCUCUCAAUAAAGGCUGAACCUUACCUCAGGCAUUUCUGGCCUU
Molecule: messenger RNA, 1754 nt
Organism: Carassius carassius (crucian carp)
Lineage: Eukaryota; Metazoa; Chordata; Actinopteri; Cypriniformes; Cyprinidae
Gene: septin7a
Product: septin 7a
Exons: 13
Coding region: 39-1340 (433 amino acids)
Biological process (GO): cytoskeleton-dependent cytokinesis; cilium assembly
Cellular component (GO): cell division site; septin ring; microtubule cytoskeleton
Molecular function (GO): molecular adaptor activity; GTPase activity; GTP binding
Source: RefSeq, a predicted model, not a curated record